Gasterosteus aculeatus aculeatus (three-spined stickleback) is the source of this 2351-nucleotide messenger RNA. RefSeq names its product NEDD1 gamma-tubulin ring complex targeting factor (gene nedd1). Lineage: Eukaryota; Metazoa; Chordata; Actinopteri; Perciformes; Gasterosteidae. Gene Ontology annotation, biological process: microtubule nucleation; mitotic cell cycle. The record is from RefSeq and is a predicted model, not a curated record. Gene Ontology annotation, cellular component: centriole; centrosome; spindle pole. Gene Ontology annotation, molecular function: gamma-tubulin binding.
AUUCAAGCUUUGACUUCAAACAAACGUCUCCUUUUUGUCCCUCUCGGUGUUCCGUAGUGGCGGUUUCUACUUCUGCUGCUCGACGGAACCGAACCGCUCCACUAACUCUUCCGUUAUUUACCGAUCUCUCAAGGCGUCCGUCCCCAUGGAGGAGGUGACCCGCUUGGUGUCGACAGGAGACUGCGUGAAGGUCUGGGACGCGGUUGCCAUGGCUCCGCUGCAGCAGUUUAACCCCCACAGCAGCGGCCACCCCGUCGCUCAGGCCUGCUGGAGCUCCAACAACCAGUACCUGGUCAGCGCCAGCAGCAGCGGGGACAAGCUGGUGGUUUCCAGCCUCAAGGCCUCCCCGGUCCCAGUGGUGGAACUGGGCGACGGGAAGAAACAAACCAGUGUGUGUCUGAGCUCCUCCUCUCAGUUCCUGGUGAGCGGAGGUCUGGACCAGUGCGUUCACAUCUGGGAUCUGAAGACCAAGAGGCUGCACCGCUCCCUCAAGGACCACAAAGAGGAGGUGACCUGCGUGUCCUUCAAUGCUAACGACAGCUACGUGGCCUCCGGCUCCACCAGUGGAGAUCUGGUCCUUCACAGUCUGACCACCAACCUGUCCAGCAAGGCCUUCGGACACGGCAGCAACCAGCCCAUCCACGCCCUGAGGCUGUCGGCUCUGAGGCGCUCUCUGCUGGGCAGCGUCUCGGACAGCGGCACCGUGGUCCUCUGGGACUCCAACACCCAGAAGGAGCUGCACGUGUUCGAUGGCGCCCACAAGGCGCCGGGCUCCGGCCUCGCCUUCUCCCCCGCCAGCGAGCUGCUGGUGGUCAGCGUGGGCCUGGACAAAAAGAUUGUCUGCUACGACACAACCAGCAAGAUCGUCCUGAGGUCCAUCCGGGUUGACAGCCCGCUCACCUCGGUGGACUUCACGCCGGACGGCACCGGCCUGGUGGUGGGCUCCACCCAGGGAAAGAUCUACCAGUACGACCUGAGGAACUCCAGCGCCCCCACAAGGGUGACCGCGGCACACAAGACCUCAGUCACCUGCCUGCGCUUCCAGAGCAGCGCCAGCAGCAAGCUCAAGUCUAGUAAACUGGGCUCCACCAAGAUUGCCAAGAGACCAUCAAUCAAGCUGUCUAACAGCCAGACAGACUCUGCCCCUGCCACAGGCCCCUCCCCCCUGAGCCAGGUGAAGGUUACAGGGGACACCGGUUCAGAUCCCAUGUCCCGGGAGCUGGGGGCGGAGCCACAUCCUCUGGUGGAGAAGUUCGGCAGCGUCGGGCGAAACAGUCUGGACGUGUUCUCCCCCGUUCGGGAAGACUCACGGCCCCACGGGGUGACCGGAGACAUGCCGUUCGGACGGGCGCACGGUACAAUGGGGCGCCAAAAGGAGGCCGGUUCUGGUUUUGAAGGUCAGCAGGUGGUCGGUCGGGCCAGUCUGGACAUCUUCUCCCCGGUCAGAGAAGAUGUGAACUCCCUCCGUAAGACCCCCCUGGGAACACCGCUGAUGGGUGCCGCAGGACGCUGCUACAGCCCGCUGUCUAUCUUACAGACCCCGCCCCCAAUCAGAGAAGAGGAGCCAAUCCCUGCUGCUGCAGCCGAACCACGUGACUCCAGAAAGCAGUCCAACGACGCUAGCAGCUCCAGCCUGGAGGGAGAGGGACCGACCACGCCAACAGAACCUCAGCUGACCGAUCACAGCCAGCCAGCCCCGCCUUUUUUUACCCCAGAGGCGGGCCUCAGGAGAUCCAAUGGGAUUCAACCUCAGCUGAACUACGAGUGUCCUGUAGCGGGAGCUGGAGCCGUCCCCACUGCAGCUCUGUCGGACACUGUGUCCUCGUCUCUCUCCCAGAACAUUGCUGAGCUGGUGGGAAAAACUGGACCUGCUCCCCUCACGUCCCUUCAGAUCCACUUCAUCCAGAACAUGAUCCAUGAGACCGUGGAGGACUUCAGGGACGCCUGUCACAGAGACAUCAUCAACCUGCAGGUGGAGAUGGUCAGACAGUUCUACAUCCAGCUGAACGAGUUCCACGGCCUGAUCGAGAAGUACUCGGUCAACGAGUCUCUGGUGGAGGAGGUGGAACGGCUGAGGGAGGAGAACCGUCGGCUCCGGACCAACUACUGAGGCUCGGAUCCGGAGCAGAGACCUCAUGCGAUGUUGGUCUGAACGCCGACAGAGGCCCUCACAGGUGGACCUUCUCCAGACCGUGGUACAUCCGUCUGAGAGGUUGUUUAAAAAAGCACCAGGAGGUUUAUGACACUUUACUUCUGUGUGCCUGUAUCUGUUUUUAAUUUUGAACAUUUUGUCUGAAGAAUACAAAUAUUAUCAUAUUGAAAGUAAAUAAAACAACUUUGUGUGACUUUAA